CUAGUUAUCUAUGACCAGUACUGAGCUCCCACAGGAUUUAUCAAAAUGGUUAAGAUCACUUUCUACGAGGAACCAAACUUCCAGGGUCGUUCCUAUGAAAUCAACUCCGAUAGUCCAGACAUCACGUCAUAUCUAAAUCGCUGCAAUUCCAUCAGAGUUGAAAAUGGAAAUUGGAUCCUUUAUGAACAUCCCAAUUACAGAGGACACCAGUACUUCCUAAGAAAAGGAGAAUAUCCAAAUUUCCAGCAAUGGAUGGGAUUCAAUGACUCUAUUAGGUCCUGUCGUCUUACUCCCCAGCACCGUGGUCCAUUCCAGUUAAGGAUCUAUGAAAGGGAAGAUUUCCGAGGUCAGAUGAUGGAGUUCACUGAAGAUUGUCCUCAUGUCUAUGAGCAAUUCCGUUACCAUGACAUCCACUCUUGCCAUGUUCUUGAUGGUCACUGGGUGUUCUAUGAGGAGCCCAACUACAGGGGGCGUCAGUAUUACCUGAGACCUGGAGAGUAUAGGCGAUUUAAUGAUUGGGGAGCAAUGAACUCUAGAGUUGGUUCAUUCAGGAGAGUUCAGUAUUAAACAUCAACAAUUUGUGUUUAAGCUUAAUCUUUACCAUGAUAUACAAUAAAACUGUUGAUGCAA
Molecule: messenger RNA, 630 nt
Organism: Pelobates fuscus (common spadefoot toad)
Lineage: Eukaryota; Metazoa; Chordata; Amphibia; Anura; Pelobatidae
Product: gamma-crystallin 1-like
Exons: 3
Coding region: 46-567 (173 amino acids)
Biological process (GO): visual perception; lens development in camera-type eye
Molecular function (GO): structural constituent of eye lens
Source: RefSeq, a predicted model, not a curated record